Molecule: messenger RNA, 1188 nt
Organism: Hevea brasiliensis (rubber tree)
Lineage: Eukaryota; Viridiplantae; Streptophyta; Magnoliopsida; Malpighiales; Euphorbiaceae
Product: protein TIC 22, chloroplastic
Exons: 9
Coding region: 47-871 (274 amino acids)
Biological process (GO): protein transport
Cellular component (GO): chloroplast
Source: RefSeq, a predicted model, not a curated record
AUCGAUCGCUCCGCCUGGUUUCGUUUCCCAUUUCCUUCUUGAGACGAUGGAACCCGCAAAACCCUCAAACCCUCUCUUAUCUCUCUCCACAUUCAUCCACCAGCACUGCCUCCGGCUGGGGGCCGAGCUUGCCACUCGGUUCGGCGACACUACUCGAGCCCUAACCGCCAAUCUCCCGCCGGGACCGACAGCCCGGCGGCUCCGUACGGCGCCGUUUUUCGCCUCUGUCUCGCAGCAGAAGCACGCCGCAGCUGCUGGCACUCUGAGCUCAGAGCACGUGGCAAAAACCCUUGCUGGCACGGCAGUGUACACAGUUAGCAAUACCAACAAUGAGUUCGUGCUUAUCUCCGAUCCUGAUGGAGCCAAGUCAAUUAGCUUGCUCUGCUUUCGCCAGGAAGACGCUGAAACCUUUCUCGCUCAGGUUCGGUUGCGGAGAAGAGAAUUGCGAAGUGAGGCUAAGGUUGUGCCUAUCACCCUUGAUCAGGUGUACAUGUUGAAGGUUGAGGGAAUUGCAUUUCGGUUUUUGCCUGAUCCAGUUCAAAUAAAGAAUGCAUUAGAGCUAAAAGCUGCUGACAUCAAGAGCGGUUUUGAUGGAGUUCCUGUUUUUCAGUCAGACCUUCUGGUUGUGAAGAAGAAAAACAAGCGUUACUGCCCAAUAUAUUUCCAAAAGGAAGAUAUAGAAAAAGAACUGUCAAAGGUUUCUAGGGCAUCAAGAGGGCUGGGUCUUGCUCAACAUAUUAUGGUGGGAAGUUUAGAGGAUGUUCUGAGAAAAAUGGAGAUUAGUGAGAAGAAUUCAGGCUGGGAAGAUCUGAUUUUCAUUCCACCUGGUAAAAGCUGCUCUCAACAUAUUCAGGAGGUAGUUAAGUUAUGAUCAUUGGAUUUGUGACUCCAUCAGGCCAUAUGAAAAGGAUUAAACAGCAGCAAAUGUAACACAUGUUCCCAGACUCGUAAUGACGCAGAUGUAGUCUGGAGUAGCCUUGAGAUAUAAAGAAGAGAUAUCAUGUUGAAAGGAAUGAAAUAAGAAAAUGGACUAACAUUCAAUUCAGUAAAAAAGGUCAGUGAACUAACACUGAAUGCUUGACUUAUGCAAACUUGCUGCACUGUCUAUACAGUAUCAGACAUUGAUGAUCUGAAACUAUUAAGAGAUGUCAUGCUUUAAUCAGUUAAUUAAAUGACAAAUUUUCCAAA